Messenger RNA from Drosophila busckii, 630 nucleotides. RefSeq lists its product as uncharacterized. The record is from RefSeq and is a predicted model, not a curated record. The coding region runs from base 227 to 562 and encodes 111 amino acids. NCBI's taxonomy places the organism in Eukaryota, Metazoa, Arthropoda, Insecta, Diptera, Drosophilidae. The transcript is spliced from 3 exons.
CAAAUCGACUUGCAGCAUGAAUCGCCGGAAGCACUCGCACUCACUCUCACAACUGCUGCUGCUGCUCAGCUUACAUUUAUAAUCGUUAGGCCUGGCGCCAUUGCAGCACAGUUGGGCCAUUGUUUGCUAUCAUUGCGAUUCGAUUGCGUUGCCCGAAUGCGCCCAGACGCGAGGUGAGGUCGGUGUGUUGCCCUUCAAGGAGUGUCGCUCGGAGCUGACGUGUAUCAUGUCGAUUGUGGAUACCAUAACAUAUCGCGGCUGUGGUGUGGAAACACCCACCACAGAGGCCACCUACUCCAAGCGUUGCUCCGCCAAUUUGUGCAAUGGCAGCGUCUAUCCACCUGGACGUCUCAAGUGUCACCAUUGCGCGUCGUCCAAUUGCAUGGCAGCACCCACAGCCAAGCCAGUACCUUGUCUUUAUCAUCAAGAAGUAGAUCAUUGUUAUACCGAGUGGUUUAGCGCUACAUUAGCCUAUCGUGGCUGCAUCUCUGACAGCAACCACACCGUCUCCCAAACGGCACGGCUAUGUGACUACAAUGGCUGCAAUGAUGCAGCAGCUUAACUAAAAACAUCAUUUGUUGGUUCAGCAUAAUUUAUUAUAUGUAUGCAUUAAACUAAAAAUGUAAACCA